Messenger RNA from Trypanosoma brucei brucei TREU927, 1545 nucleotides. Its product is annotated as variant surface glycoprotein. The transcript has a single exon. Bases 1 to 1545 code for a protein of 514 amino acids. The record is from RefSeq and is a predicted model, not a curated record. Gene Ontology annotation, biological process: symbiont-mediated evasion of host immune response. Lineage: Eukaryota; Euglenozoa; Kinetoplastea; Trypanosomatida; Trypanosomatidae.
AUGCACACAACGACAGCGGCCGCUCUGAUCCUAACGCUGACUGCUGCAAUGCAAAGACAUGCCAGCGCGACAGCUGGCGAUGUUGUAAAAGGAGCCAGCUGGACACCCCUAUGCUCUAUUACAGCUGACUCAGAGAAAUUAGCCGCGAACCUGCUGCAAAACCUGAUACAAAAUGCCCGAGAUGGUGAAACAGCGCUGCAACGCUUGCUGCGGGCACUCGUGUAUAACGAAGCAACAGGCGGCCAGCCACUAAGCAAUGCGACAAUGGCAGUCUGGUCGCUAUAUGCUGAGGUAGCGGGCAGAGCAGCUGCGAGGAUACAACAAACAGAAGCCAAAGCGGUAGUAACAGCAGCGCGAAACAUAGGGCGUCUGCAAGGGGCCAUUAGCGAAUUCCUUGAAAGUCAAGCCGACGCGUCGGCUGACAACAAAGGCUGCCUCCAAGCAGCCGCAGGCACAACCGCCGUCAUCGUUGGCAAACAACAGCUCUACAGGGAACAACCGACGUGCAAGAUGUCGUGGGACGAGGUCAAAAACGAAAAAACAACCACCAGCGUUAUAACAGCAACAGGGAUCAAGCACACCAACAGCGGCGGCCAAGAGAAUGGUCAGACGAUACACAGCGGGCAGGGCACAGACUGCGACAUAUCACAACCACAAUCGAGCUUCAAGCUAACGUACGGCAGCAGAGGCAACGACGUAGCGGGUCACGUGCCUAAGUUAGCGGCCGGCUACUUCACAGUAGAUGCCACGGGCUUUAAAAUACCGAAACACGACACACUGCAGGACGCAACAACAGCCAGCCCGUACUUAGGGAAGGCGAUCGAAGCAGUAACAGCGGUGCCCGCAAAAGAGGCAGCGACCAGCAUAAAGACGAUCGCCGAACUCAAAGCACACCAGGACUUCAAAGGCCCAGCCCGACGGUAUUUACUUGGCAAAAAGCUGACGGAGACAGACGGCGAUACACAACUGGAAGAGAAGAUAACAAACGCAUACGUGAACGAUGACAACGCGAAGAAAGCUUUAUUUGAAGCAGUGGACGCAUACCAAAUACAUGAUAACCUGCGGCCAAGCCCAGCUGACGACACACUCGGUAAGAUCACUAGCAUUCAUAUCCUAAUGCACCUAUACUUUCACUACAGGUCGGCGCGCGAGCAGGCAAUUCAAAACCGAAUGCAGAAACUACAGGAAAAAGCGAAACACGCGUCGGACACAAUAUCUACAGAAGAAAAGGAGAAGGAAUGCAAUACCAAAGGCAAGGACGACGAAGAAGCGUGCAAAAAACUAGCCAAAGAUGGGUGCGUUUUUAACCCCAAAGGAAACGAGGGCAAAAAGUGUGAGUUGAAAAAGGAGGUGAAAGCUGAGCCAGAAAAGGAAAAAGAGAAUGAAGAAAAAGAUAAAAAAACUGACUCAAAGUGCACAGGAAAAGAACAAAAAGACUGCGAAAAGGCUCCUGAAUGCAAAUUGGAAAAUAAUGCUUGCAAGAAUUCCAUUUUUCUCGUAAAUAAGAAACCUGUUCUGAUGGCUGAUGCUUUUGCGGAUUUGUAA